AAGAAUUGAGAUUCUUCUGUGGUGCCUCACCAGUCACCAGCCCAGGUGGGCAAAUUAUUCCGCGCUGGCACGGCCGCCCUCCCCUCCAACUUUCCAGUGCGGCACCGACCUCUUUACACCUCAUUCCCACCGCCGCCGUUGCCACCCCAGCACGCUCUCGCCGUCGCCACGGCCCCUAUAUCUCGCGCCCCUCGCCUCUCCCACUCUCUCUCCACCCGCCCGCUCGCCUCCCUCCUACGCUUCGUGCCGCCGCCGCCACCUCCGCUCUCCCGUUUCAGAUUGCAGAUCAUUCAACAUAAAUGGCUGACGGAGAGGACAUUCAGCCCCUUGUCUGUGACAAUGGAACCGGAAUGGUCAAGGCUGGCUUUGCUGGAGAUGAUGCUCCACGUGCUGUUUUCCCAAGUAUAGUUGGUCGUCCACGCCACACUGGUGUCAUGGUUGGGAUGGGACAGAAGGAUGCCUAUGUUGGUGAUGAGGCCCAAUCCAAGAGGGGUAUCCUGACUUUGAAGUACCCCAUCGAGCAUGGAAUUGUAAGCAACUGGGAUGACAUGGAAAAGAUCUGGCACCACACCUUCUACAAUGAGCUCCGUGUAGCACCAGAAGAGCACCCAGUUCUUCUCACUGAGGCUCCUCUUAACCCUAAGGCCAACAGGGAAAAGAUGACACAGAUCAUGUUUGAGACCUUCAGUGUUCCAGCCAUGUAUGUUGCUAUUCAAGCCGUCCUUUCACUAUAUGCUAGUGGCCGUACCACUGGUAUCGUCCUGGAUUCUGGAGAUGGUGUCAGUCACACAGUCCCAAUCUACGAAGGUUAUGCUCUGCCGCAUGCCAUUCUACGUCUCGAUCUUGCUGGUAGGGACCUCACUGAUUCCCUCAUGAAGAUCCUGACGGAGAGGGGCUACUCUUUCACAACCACUGCUGAGCGGGAAAUUGUCCGUGACAUCAAGGAAAAGCUUGCAUAUGUCGCACUUGACUACGAGCAAGAACUCGAGACUGCCAAGAGCAGCUCCUCAGUCGAGAAGAGCUACGAGCUGCCUGAUGGGCAGGUGAUCACCAUUGGUGCAGAGCGCUUCAGGUGUCCCGAGGUCCUCUUCCAGCCGUCUUUUAUCGGCAUGGAAUCUCCUGGGAUCCACGAGACAACAUACAACUCCAUCAUGAAGUGCGACGUGGAUAUCAGGAAGGACCUGUACGGCAACAUUGUCCUCAGUGGUGGAUCCACCAUGUUCCCUGGCAUCGCUGACCGCAUGAGCAAGGAGAUCACCGCACUUGCUCCGAGCAGCAUGAAGAUCAAGGUCGUUGCUCCGCCGGAGAGGAAGUACAGUGUUUGGAUCGGAGGAUCAAUCCUUGCGUCUCUGAGCACAUUCCAGCAGAUGUGGAUCUCGAGGGAAGAGUAUGAAGAAUCUGGUCCUGCUAUUGUCCACAGGAAGUGCUUCUAGUCGUCACCUAGCCUUCUUCCCCGUUCUCGAAAGUGGAAAUAUAUUGGUUUUGAUGACUUGUCUGUGGGUGUAUCUACUCUACCAUGGCUCGCGGUUUUUUUUUUGUAUAUGAAUCUAUACAUAUCCUGUAACAAUAUGGAGUCAGUUGGGUACUGUAUUAAGUAUGUAGUUUGUUUUGAUGCAUUGAUUGAAUUAUUCGAUUCUAUGGGUACUUGGAUGCAUCAUGGGAUGUGCAUGUUUCCUGAUUUAA
Molecule: messenger RNA, 1683 nt
Organism: Panicum virgatum (switchgrass)
Lineage: Eukaryota; Viridiplantae; Streptophyta; Magnoliopsida; Poales; Poaceae
Product: actin-2
Exons: 5
Coding region: 300-1433 (377 amino acids)
Source: RefSeq, a predicted model, not a curated record